CGUUUAGGUGACCCUUUUAUUCUGAAGACCACGACCCGGAAGUUGUUGUUUUUCCAGGAAGUAAAACUGCGACUAACAUCUUUCAGGGAUCCUUUCGUCCAUCAAGGCAAAUACACCGAGCAUGGAUUUCUUUAAAAAACUGGAAAUCUACAUCCCAUUGGAAGCUGAGGUGAAAAGCAUCCCUCUGUCAAGCUUACCAAACUACGUGCUGAGACGAAUGGGCAUCCCCCAGUCCGACACAGACCCCAGGCCACCUCCAGACCCUCCAGAAGGGAUAUGGAUCAAUCCAGCAAUCGUACGGAGAAAAGGCCAGAAACCCACCUCCCACACAGGAAACGGUGAAAACAUGUCCUCCCUGAUGGGCAAAGAGAUCCGGGGUGAUCCGGGUCCCUUCGAAAUGUCCUUUGUCUCUGCCAACCGCACAGCUUACCGGGUGCUGAAGGACAGCAUGCCUGGGAAGAACAUCUCCGCAGAUCGCAACCUCUUACCCCAGGGCUCAGCACCGCAGAUCUACAAGGAUGCUGUGGUCAUUUACCACGGACAGGUUUACCUCUCCAGCAGGAAUCACAGUCGAAAACGGAGACCUAAAGUGAUGCAUGAACCACAGCCAGACUCCCAGUCUUCCAUUUCUAAAGGACAAAACAAGCGCCGGUCUCCCCAGGCUUCUCUUGUACCAGCAAAUAAAGAACUACAUGGAAAGAAAUUGUGUUCCACUCUGCCCCAAAAAUCCCCAAAACAGCUGGAAGAGGCUCUCACAAAAACAUAUAAUCAUUCUAACGUGGACCAGGAGCUGCUCAAUGACAAGAAGAAGAAAAGCACCACAUGUAAGGUAACGCAGAAUAAAAGCAAGAAGAGGAGUGAUGUAUCUUCAUCCAAAACUGCACACACUGUCCUUCAGUACUCUGCCAUUGUGGACAAUUUGGACAACCCUUCUCAUGGGGACAGUGCAGCAGACACAGGGCCAUCCUGGCUUCAGCCUGAAUAUGAGACACAGGACCUGGGCAAUCAGGAAUCCCACAGUUUACAGUUGGACAGCAACGAUAACAACAUGGCUGGUGCUGAAGAGCAAAGCAGCGAGUUUGAUCUGUUGGCUAAAGAGGAACAGAUCUCUCUGCUGCAGGCUAAAUUCAAACGGCUUUCAAAACCAGGGCCCUCCCCUUAAUGAGUAAAGAAUGAACUGUAAUCUCAGCGCUAAGUGUGUUCACGUGUGCAUUAGAAGCAGGGAAAUCAAUAAUAUGAUUAAACCAGGAUUCUAGAGUGCAUGUAAACAUACUCGACGACGAGACGUUUGAAAACGAGUGUUUUUUUUUACAUUUGGACCUUGGACCAAUCAUCUGGUCACACCUGACUUUACCUAAUGUCUGUUAGAAAUGGCACACAGCUCCACUGAAUGCUCCACUUUGUGUCAUGGUUUGGGAUCUUUCCCUUUUAAGGUCAAGACAUAUAUACAUUUUCUAGAAUCUGGCUGUCUUUAGAUAAACUCACUCAAUUUAUUUUGUUCUGGAACGCAUCUUUGUCUGAACCCCAUCGCUAUUCAUUUACCUUUCUUCAAAGAGCCUGGAUAUAUUUGCUCAUCUGGUGAGCUAUCGGGUGGAUCUCAACCAAGAGACUCUAUGUCGUAGAAGUGCCACUCUUUUGAUCUAUGUCUAUAUAAAAGUGAUAUUGAACCUG
This is a messenger RNA of Eleginops maclovinus (Patagonian blennie), 1671 nucleotides long. RefSeq lists its product as uncharacterized. The record is from RefSeq and is a predicted model, not a curated record. NCBI's taxonomy places the organism in Eukaryota, Metazoa, Chordata, Actinopteri, Perciformes, Eleginopidae. Bases 122 to 1162 code for a protein of 346 amino acids. The transcript has 4 exons.